Molecule: messenger RNA, 1746 nt
Organism: Zasmidium cellare ATCC 36951
Lineage: Eukaryota; Fungi; Ascomycota; Dothideomycetes; Mycosphaerellales; Mycosphaerellaceae
Exons: 2
Coding region: 1-1746 (581 amino acids)
Source: RefSeq, a predicted model, not a curated record
AUGUCCUCCAACCCCUUCCGCCGCUCCAAGCUUCCCGAACAACUCCCGCCAACAACCCCAAUCGCAACAGAUGCGGGUGGUGGUGAGGCUCCUUCGAAGCGAACAAAGAAGAAGCGAGUCAAGAUCCAAACCCCGCCGGAUUCGCCAGAGGCCCAGUUCACCGAUGGCAAUGGUGCGAGAAGACUGUCUGCUGCCGAUGCCAGCGGAAGAGCCGGGUCGCCUCCGCCGCCUGCUACAACUGUUGAAGAGAGCGAGGAAGAGUCAGACUCGACCGCGACCGCUGAUUCAGAGCUGGAGGAGGCGUUGAAAAACACGAGGAGGAAUUCCGGGUCGCUGCCUUCGCCAGAUAAAGCGCCGGCCAGCGAGAUGAGAGCACCGUACAAUCCCUUUGCGAAGACGUUGGCGAGCAGCGAUGCGGGGUUUGGGUUGAUUCGGGAGAAUGCAGAGGAGCAAGGGAAAGAGCAGAGACAGGGUGCUGGGAGUGGGAGGGCUGCGCUGGACGUGGACGCCUUUAAGAAUAUUCUGUUGACGGGGAGUGCUACGCCCUCUCCUCCUUCGAGUGUGGCUGGCGCAACUGCUACCCCUUCUGCCGCGCCCAACACCACCUUUUCCAGGCCGCACGACAGCAGCAGCAGUAAUACAGACACAUCCUCCAUCUUCGACAGAAACUAUGGCAUGCAAUUGGAGUCUCCCCGCAAUUCGUUCGACGACUACGAGUCCGCAUCUGAGAGCGACGAUGACGAGAAGUCUGGUCUCAUGGGACAGGGGAGGUCCGACGACCUGGCACCUCCUGCUCCGCCCAAGCCCAAGAUCCGUGGACCGCAGACAGUCUCCUUUGCCGAUUUUGACCAGUCCAUACCUGAAGGUUUCCAGUCUUCUGGUCCCCGAACACCUCCAGUCAAUACCCACAUCACCGGCAUUCUCAGACCGUCGACGCCGAGAUCCUCCAGUGACCUGAACAAACCACUUCCACCACCUCCGGCAGAAACCUACGAUGCAGUGCCGCCCCAUUUCCUCGACAAGAGUCUCCCACCAUCUCAACAACCAACACCCACGAUCACCGCAGAAGAUGCAACUCCCAAAAAGGCACCGCCUCCACCUCCAACACGCCGGAAAGCCGGUGAUACAGCCCGGCCACGAAGCUCCUCCAAUUUAUCGCAAGAACCCAGCUAUCCUCCAGACGACGAUGAAUCAACCAGCAAACUGGCUCCACCACCUCCCCCGGCCAGAAAGCCACAGCCGACUGCUGUCGUGUCAGGCAUAUCGUCAGAUCCUCCUUCUGAGAAACCUUCACCCAGUCAAUCGACUACCGAAGUGCCCAAAGCCAUGCCACCGCCUCCACCUAGAAGGCACCCAUCUAAGACUGGUCCCAGCCCACGCCAUUCGGAAUCUCCGGCGCAGAGACCUGGAGAUGCAUUCCUUGCAGCGGUUGCACCAUCCCAACCCAACGCACCACCCGCUCCACCACCACGCAGAGCUGGUGGCUCGAAAAGGACGAGCAUGGACGGCGCGCCAGACACAAUGGCGAGACGUGUCAGUAGCGAGCAUUCGCGGCCAAGUGGCAACUCAUUCGACAGCGACCGCUCAGGCUUCUUGUCAAGUCUACAACAGGUCGCCGAGCCUGGCGAAAACAACGAGCAUCCUCUCGUGACCCCGCUGGAAUCUCAACGCGACGUUCUCGCAGACAUGACGGCCUUCCAGGCGGAAAUCGAGGCCUUGCGUCUGCAGAGUCAGAACUCGAGAUAA